Molecule: messenger RNA, 2949 nt
Organism: Pantherophis guttatus
Lineage: Eukaryota; Metazoa; Chordata; Lepidosauria; Squamata; Colubridae
Product: protein mono-ADP-ribosyltransferase PARP12-like
Cellular component (GO): nucleus
Molecular function (GO): NAD+ poly-ADP-ribosyltransferase activity; metal ion binding
Source: RefSeq, a predicted model, not a curated record
CGUAGGAAGAAGAAGGGAAGGGAAGGGGCGAGAGACUCCCGGGGCCAGGAUGGACGCGGUCUUCGCCAAGGAAAUCCUGCGGAGGGUCUGCGCCGCGGGCGGCUCUCAGAAAGUCAGCGAGAUUAAGACGCGGCUGGACGCGGGACGCCUGGACUCGAUCCUGCAGGAUAAGACGAAAUUCACCUUGGUGACCCGGGAGGAUCCCCCUUCGGCGGCCGACAGCGAAGAGCACCGUGUGGUCGUGGCCACCACCGGGGCGCGGCUCUGCCGGGAUCACGGCAAAGGGAAAUGCGCCGGGGGCUGCCGGCAGCUCCACCUCUGCCGGUACUUUGUCUACGGGGAGUGCCGCCAGCAGGCCGCGAGGAAACCGUGCAAGUUUAUCCAUGACAUUAAGACAGGCCACAACUUAUCUGUCCUAAAAGAAUAUGAUCUAGACAACUUAAACUCCGAUGAAUUAUGCCAACUGCUGCUUCAGAACGAUCCUUCACUCUUGCCUGAGAUCUGUCCAUAUUACAACAAAGGGGAGGGGCCUUACGGAUCAUGCACCUUUAAGAAGAUCUGUGUUAAACUUCAUAUAUGCCAGUACUACCUCCAAGGAGAAUGUAGAUUUGGGAGUAACUGCAGACACUCUCAUGAUAUUUUUAAUUCUGAUUGUUAUGAGAAACUGGAGAAGUGGGGGAUGAGCCAAGCUUUGAUUAGUAAAAUUCCAUUGCUCUACAGGAAUGUGUACGACAUAAAAAACAACACAUCUUCAAAAUACAAAGAGAGAAGAGAAAAUCAAAUAGUGUCCACCGCAGACAUUGAUGAAUUAGAUACGAUUUGCUUAUACCACAUUAGGAAAAGUUGUAGCUUUCAAGAUAAAUGUACCCGAGUUCACUACCAUUUGCCAUAUAGAUGGCAAGUUUUAUCUGGUACUGUGUGGAAAGACAUGGACAAUAUGAAGAAAAUUGAAAAAGGUUUCUGUGACCCACGCAAUGAAAGUGUAUUCCAUUUGGGAGGACCAGAGCAGGCAUCCUUCAGCCAAUUCAAUUUCUCCAGUAUGACAUGGGGCUCUACUAAAAUUAGAAGGCUUUCCACUCCAUCUUCUGUGACCAAGCCUCCACACUAUAUUCUUACAACAGAUUGGAUCUGGUACUGGAAAGACGAAUACAAUCUAUGGAAAGAAUACGGAAAGCAAGAUGAUGAUCAUACUGCUGCUACUGUGACCAGCUUUGACUUGGAGAAAGCCUACCAGUCUGAAGCAUUUACGACCCUCAAGUUCUCGGCUGGGACCCAGAAUUAUGAGAUUGAUUUUAAAGCCAUGAAACAGAAAAACCUCAAAUAUCUCACAGAAAGAAAUGUUUGUAGACGGCCUAGGUUUGUGUCUACGGAAGACGUGGAGAAAAAGAAAAGCAGCAAAACAGAGCAAUCAAAGGGAAGCGCUACAAACAUUCCACCUCACUGGGACCAGACAGCUUUACCUGAACUGGGAUAUAAGCUGAUCAAUCUCCUUCCAUCCUCCAGCGAGUACGUAAAAGUCCAGACUAACUUUCAGCGCACGCUGCCCAGGGUCACAAUAUCGGCCAUCAAAAGAAUCCAGAAUGCGUCUCUUUGGGAAGUUUUUCAGUGGCAGAAAGAACAAAUGAAGAAGGCAAAUGGGGGAAAGGAUGUAGAUGAAAGGCUUCUGUUUCAUGGAACAAGUAAAAACCAUGUUGAUGCCAUCUGCCAGCAGAAUUUUGAUUGGAGGAUCUGUGGUGUUCAUGGUACAGCUUAUGGCAAAGGAAGUUACUUUGCAAGGGAUGCUGCAUAUUCUGAUAACUACAGCGGAGUAAGUUCUUCUAUCAAGACCAUGUUUCUCGCCAAAGUAUUGGUGGGAGAUUUUACAACUGGCAACUCUUCCUAUCUCCGCCCCCCUGCCAAAAAUAACCAGAGCAGUCUUUUCUAUAACAGCUGUGUGAACAGUCUCCUGAAUCCAUCCAUUUUUGUCAUUUUUGAGAAGCACCAGAUUUAUCCAGAAUACCUCAUUGAAUACAAAAAUUAAAUUUGUGAGUAGACCGUGUAUUGCUGUUUAACACACUGCUAAAUGAGCUACUUUCUGGAUGGCCAUUGAAGGCCUUAGCCUGUCACGUUAGCAAUAUCAGCAUUUUGUUGAGUGAAUUUUAAACAAGUUUUUAAUAGAUUAAAAAGAUGUCCUUUCUCUUCCCCUUCCCUCUGCAAUUGGGCAUCAUAAAUGUAAAAAGCAGACUUAAUUUUUACUGUCGAAGCUCAAUAGAUCUAUGAAUGUUAAGUGCUUUUUUUUAAGAAGAGACAUUAUUGCUUUCUCAAGGAGUAAUUUUUGCUUCGAUUAUACUUGUUCUGAUAUAGCUAUAUGUCAUGUAAAAUCCAAGAUGGUGCUUUUGUAUUCAAUGGGGCAAUUUAAUCAGUGGAAUCAUCAAUGACUUAUUGACUAGAUUUUCUUAGAAGAGCAACACACAUAAUGCUUAGCCUUAAAAAAUAUCCCCCACCCCACCCCUUUGCAUUAAUUGCGACAUUAUAGGUCUGCAGUGGUUUGAAAAGCUGCUUUGGGACAGGCGUGUAUAUAUAUAUACACCCCGUAGGUACAUAAGGCAGUGUAUUAUGAAUAUGUGCCUUAUUCUCAGAGAUGUGGUGUGCUCACUCAUACUUGUUCAGAAACAAUUUUACAAUCUUAGAUCUGAAGCAUUAAUAUCUCUAAAUACCAGAUAAUAUUACGAGCCCACAUGAAGCACUGAUUUUAGUAAUUUCUAAUGUUCUAUUUGAAACAGUUCUAUUGUUUUUUGCAGAUUUUAAUAUUUAGUAUUAAUACAAUCUCUUUCAAUGCUGUUCCAUCUUUCCAAGGGCAUAAGGGUGGAGAAAACCUUCAGAUCAAUGACCUUUGUCUGCAUCUUGACACUCCAUAUGAACCACAUAAAUCUGUCAUUUAGAUUCUAAAAAUAAAUACUUUUUUACGUC